CCGCAGCGGAGGAUUCAAACGGAAGAUGGCGGCAGGGAAGGAUACUAAUGUGAAGAAGCAAAAUAAAAGGGGCACGCUGUGCAAUGCGAUCAUCAGCCACGAGACCUGCGCAGCGGUCCGCCAGCCAGUCAUCUUCAACCCGGACUUCUUCGUAGAGAAGCUUCGACACGAGCGCCCGGAGGUCUUCGCGGAGAUGGUCCUCAGCAACAUCACGCGCCUCAUCGACCUGCCCGGUACGGAGUUCGCCCAGCUCCAGGGAGAAGUGGACCCCAAACUUCCCAACUCUGGCGGAUUCUUCCGCUCUUUCAACUUCCUCAAGCGCAAAGAGAAGGGAGCUGUUUUUGGAAUGCCGCUGACUGAAGAAGGAAUUGCACAAAUCUACCAGCUCAUCGAGUACCUGAGCAAAAACCUCCACGUGGAGGGCCUCUUCCGGGUCCCAGGGAACAGCGUCCGGCAGCAGGCCCUGAGGGAGAUGCUGGACAGCGGGGAGGACAUCGACCUGGAGACCGGAGACUACCACCCCAACGACGUGGCCACCCUGCUGAAGGUCUUCCUGGGGGAGCUUCCGGAACCGCUGUUGACUCAUCGCCACUACCACGCUCAUCUUAAAGUGGCAGAGCUCACCCUGUUCGACGACAAGGGCAACAAGACAUCUGUGCCGGACAAGGAGCGACAGAUCGAGGCCCUGCAGCUGCUGCUCAUGCUGCUGCCACCUGCCAACCGCAGUCUGCUGAAGCUCCUGCUGGACCUGCUCUACCAGACCGCGCGUCAGCAGGACAGGAACAGAAUGUCGGCCUUCAACCUGGCGCUCAUGUUCGCGCCGCAUGUCAUGUGGCCCAGGAACAUGACUGCCAGUGACCUGCAGGAGAACAUAAACAAACUCAAUAACGGGAUGGCUUUUCUCAUCAAGCACUCGCAGAAGCUGUUCCGGGCGCCUCCGUACAUCAGAGAACUUGCCAGGAUGCAGUUUGCGGGAUCGAAGACCCUCCAGUCUAAGGAUGACCUGGACCUUCUGCCCUCCCAUGAAGCCGAAGACCCAGCGGCCCCCUCCAAGCGCACUUGCCCGGACGUGAGCGCGGGACCCCACACCGAGGAGGCGCUCAAGGAGCUCUUCCGCCACGUCACCAACAUGCCCGACUCCGCCAGGAAGAAGAAGCUCAUCCGCCAGUUUGUGAAACAGUCCACGCCUGGGACACCAGGGUAUGACUGCCAGACGCCCCCAUGCCCAGGCAAGAAGCACCCCCGCUCACGGUCCUUCGGGGGAAUCAUCAAGAGGAAGGUUCUGGGGAACCAGGCGGCAGCAGCGGACAGGAAGGGCAGAGCGAUGCCCUCUGCGGUCAAUGUUCCCUCUAUGAAACAGGGGAAGGAAAACUCGAGCCUGACACCCGUAAGGACACCUGGGUUCUACAGGCCUGCUACCCUCAACAUUGAAUAG
Molecule: messenger RNA, 1435 nt
Organism: Scleropages formosus (Asian bonytongue)
Lineage: Eukaryota; Metazoa; Chordata; Actinopteri; Osteoglossiformes; Osteoglossidae
Gene: arhgap19
Product: Rho GTPase activating protein 19
Exons: 10
Coding region: 26-1435 (469 amino acids)
Biological process (GO): signal transduction; regulation of small GTPase mediated signal transduction
Cellular component (GO): cytoplasm
Molecular function (GO): GTPase activator activity
Source: RefSeq, a predicted model, not a curated record